Saitoella complicata NRRL Y-17804 is the source of this 1175-nucleotide messenger RNA. RefSeq lists its product as uncharacterized. Bases 170 to 970 code for a protein of 266 amino acids. The record is from RefSeq and is a predicted model, not a curated record. Lineage: Eukaryota; Fungi; Ascomycota; Saitoellomycetes; Saitoellales; Saitoellaceae. The transcript is spliced from 2 exons.
CACCACCAUCCCUUCAUCGACCACCUCCGUUCUCUCAGCAUACACCCCUUCGAGAGAAUCUCUAUCAUCUUUAACCUCCUUUCUCUUCUCUUUGCUUAACGUUUUGCUUCGCAUUCACUCACUUCGCACAGCUUCUCACGUACAACGAGCAUUUAUCCCUUCAUCAACCAUGUCAAGCCUCGGUAUGCUCACCCUUUUCCGUUCUCGCUCUCAGCGGUCGAGCUUGAGCUCGAAUGUGACACGUUCGACUGCUGCGUUGUAUCAUACACGCAAUGAGUCUUCGACGACGAUCAAACUCACCAAGUCGAAGUCGAAGAUGGGGUUGAAAGCCUUAACCUCGCUGUUUAAGAAAAAGAAGACGACUAGUGAUGACAUGAGUGUCCACGGUAUGGCAACGAUAGCAAACCCGCUUUACGUCCGUCCUUCGUCGCGUGUUUCGGUUGAUUCUUACUGCUCUAACCAAUCCCUCUCGCUUUCCCCUGUCCAUUCGCCCGACUCCUUCCUCCCUCCGUCGUACGCAUACUCGAACUCAUCUCACAGUUCCCGACUUUCGCAGUCUACCCGUUCGAUCCCUACCGCUCAGAGUGUGUUGAGGCAACAAAGUGAGUUGUAUGCGGAGCAAUUCAGCAUGGUGAUGCACAAAAUUGGGGUUUAUGUCCAACGUGGAGUUUUCGAGGGUUGUGUCAUUAUGGAUAGAGAUUACGCAUUCCCCACUGGCGAGAGGUGGGAAAGUCGACUUAUCAAGGACUUGACCUCGUUGAUGCAAGCAAAAGGUUUCUCGAAUGUCCGUGUUUGGAAGUCGGCGAAGCGCUUCCGUGACUUUAGAGCUGUUGCUUGGAGGAUUUCGUUACCUGAUGUUGAGGUUGAUGAGAUGGAUGAUCAGAGCGUGUAUACUGCCACUGGGAGUGUUAGGUGGAGUAUGGAUAGUAUGAGGAGUGUUAGGAGGAAGACAAGCAGGUGGGGGUUUUGAAGGGAAAGCUAGGAUAGGAGUGGUCCUUCGACGCACGCCCUUAUGGGUGCUGAACGAAGUCUUUUAUGUGGACGUUUAUGAUGGGUUUCUGUUUGGUUUGUAUUUUUCGUUUGCGAGGGCGUCGUUGACAUUUACAGAAGUCGCCUCGGCGCCCAUCUGAGCCUCUCGCCAGCGCCUCUUCGUUACCUCUUGUUGUGUCUGGGAG